AUGGGAUCAUUUAAGACUUCUGUUUUCAUCUUGACGCUUCACCUUCUAAAGGGGGCCCUGAGCAAUUCGCUCAUUCAGCUGAACAAUAAUGGCUAUGAAGGCAUUGUCAUUGCAAUUGACCCUGACCUACCAGAAGAUGAAACACUCAUUCAACAAAUAAAGGACAUGGUGACACAGGCGUCUCCAUACCUGUUUGAAGCUACAGAAAAACGAUUUUAUUUCAAAAGUGUUGCCAUUUUGAUUCCUAAAAACUGGAAGACAAAACCUGACUAUGUGAGACCAAAACUUGAGACCUACAAAAAUGCUGAUGUUCUGGUUGCUGCACCUAAUCCUCCAGGUAACGAUGACCCCUACACUGUACAGAUGGGAAAGUGUGGAGAAAAGGGUGAAAGGAUUCAUUUCACUCCUGACUUACUCGCAGGAAAAAAGUUACGUGAAUAUGGACCAAUAGGUAGGGUAUUUGUCCAUGAAUGGGCUCAUCUACGAUGGGGCGUAUUUGAUGAGUACAAUAACGACCAGAAAUUCUACUUAUCCAACGGAAAGAACAAACCAGUGGCAUGUUCAGCAGCUAUUGAUGGUGAAAAUAAAGUAUAUAAGUGUCAGGGGGGCAGCUGUAUCAAAAAAUCAUGCAAAAUCGACAGAUUAACAGGACUAUACGAAAAGGAUUGCCAGUUUUUACCCAAAACCCACCAGACUGAGAAGGCUUCCAUAAUGUUUGCACAAAGCAUUGGUUCUGUGGUUGAAUUCUGUACAGAAAAAAACCACAAUAAAGAAGCCCCAAAUCUGCAAAACCAACGAUGCAAUCUCCGAAGCACGUGGGAAGUGAUCCGUGAUUCUGAGGACUUUAAGACAACCACGCCUAUGACAACACAGCCGCCCACACCCACCUUCUCAUUGCUGCAGAUUGGACAGAGAAUUCUGUGCCUCGUCCUUGAUAAGUCUGGAAGCAUGGCAAAUGAUAACCGCCUUAAAAGACUGAAUCAAGCUGCCAAACUUUUCCUGCUCCAGACGGUUGAGCAGGAAUCCUGGGUUGGGAUGGUGACGUUUGACAGUGCUGCCCACGUACAAAGUGAACUCAGACAGAUAAACGGUGUCGGUGACAGAGACACACUCAUCAAAAGCUUGCCCACAACGUCUUCGGGAGGGACCUCCAUCUGCUCCGGGCUGCGAUCAGCAUUCACUGUGAUUAGGAAGAAAUUCUCGACAGAUGGAUCUGAAAUUGUGCUGCUGACUGACGGGGAGGACUCCACCAUAAGCGGGUGCUUUAAUGAGGUGAAGCAAAGCGGGGCCAUUAUCCACACUGUGGCCCUGGGACCCUCUGCUGCUCAGGAACUAGAGGAACUGUCCAAAAUGACAGGAGGUGUACAGACAUAUGCUUCAGAUCAAGCUCAGAACAAUGGCCUCAUUGAUGCUUUUGGGGCACUUUCCUCAGGAAAUGGAGCUCCCACUCAGAAGUCCAUCCAGCUGGAGAGUAAGGGAUUAACCCUCCAGAACGGUCAGUGGAUGAAUGGCACGGUGAUUGUGGACAGCACGGUGGGAAAGGACACUUUGUUUCUUGUCACCUGGACAAAACAGCCUCCCCAAAUCCUUCUCUGGGAUCCCAGUGGAAAGAAACAAGAUGGCUUUGUAGUGGACACAAACACCAAAAUGACCUACCUCCAAAUCCCAGGCAUUGCCAAGGUUGGUGCUUGGAAAUAUAGUCUGCAAGCAAGCUCACAAACUCUGACUCUGACUGUCACCUCUCGUGCUUCAAGUGCCACCUUGCCUCCAAUUACAGUGACUUCCAAAAUGAACAAGGACACAGGCAAAUUCCCCAGCCCUAUGAUAGUGUAUGCAAAUAUUCACCAAGGCAACUUACCAAUUCUCAGGGCCAGUGUUACAGCCCUGAUUGAAUCAGCAAAUGGAAAGACAGUUACCUUGGAAUUACUGGACAAUGGAGCAGGUGCCGAUGCUACUAAGAAUGAUGGUAUCUACUCAAGGUAUUUUACAGCUUACGAUGCAAAUGGUAGAUACAGCGUGAAAGUGUGGGCUCUGGGAGGAGUUAACGCAGCCAGACAGGGAGCAAUAUCCCCACGAAAUGGAGCUAUGUACGUGCCUGGCUGGAUUGAGAAUGGUGAAGUGAUAUGGAAUCCACCAAGAUCUGAAACUGAUAAGAAUGAUCCUCAAAACAAACAAGUGUGUUUUAGCAGAACAUCCUCCGGAGGUUCAUUUGUGACCUCUGAUGUCCCAAAGGCGCCCAUACCUGAUCUCUUCCCACCUUGCCAAAUCACCGACCUGAAGGCGGAAAUCCAGGAGGGCAAUUUCAUUAACCUGACUUGGACAGCUCCUGGGGAUGAUUAUGAUCACGGAGCAGCUCACAAGUAUAUCAUUCGGAUAAGUACAAGUAUUCUUGAUCUCAGAGACAAGUUCAGUGAUUCUGUUCAAGUGAAUACUGAUGAUCUCAUCCCGAAGGAGGCCAACUCUGAGGAAGUCUUCAUGUUUAAACCAGAAAACAUCACUUUUGAAAAUGGCACAGAUGUCUUCAUAGCUGUUCAGGCUGUUGAUAAGGUUAAUCUGAAAUCGGAAAUAUCCAACAUUGCACGUGUAUCUUUGUUCAUUCCUCCACCGCCACCUAGUCCUGGCGAUACUUGUGUUUCUUGCCCUACUAUUAGCAUCAACAGCACUAUCCCUGGCAUUCACAUUUUUAAAAUUAUGUGGAAGUGGAUAGGAGAACUGCAGCUGUCGCUUUCAGGAGAUGAAUAAAGUAAACCAUCUGUCCUU
Molecule: messenger RNA, 2760 nt
Organism: Otolemur garnettii (small-eared galago)
Lineage: Eukaryota; Metazoa; Chordata; Mammalia; Primates; Galagidae
Product: calcium-activated chloride channel regulator 1
Exons: 14
Coding region: 1-2742 (913 amino acids)
Biological process (GO): chloride transport
Molecular function (GO): intracellularly calcium-gated chloride channel activity
Source: RefSeq, a predicted model, not a curated record